AUGUCAGAGCCUAAGCCCCCACUGGACAGCCCUGAGGCUCAACACUCCGACGAUCCUUCAAGUUCCAGCGAUCCUUCAAGUUCCAGCGAUCCUUCUGACGAUGACCUGGUGCCCCAAACCGAGAAGACCGAAAAUGGCGGCAUCGCCCCAGAUAGUCCUCGCGAGCUAAAGGAAACAGAGUGCUAUGAUGCACUAGCUUACUCGUGGCCUCGAUGGAAGAAAUGGACGUACCUCGUGGCAAUUGCCUUCGUCCAGGUAUCCAUGAACUUCAACACAUCCGUCUUUCCCAAUGCGGUAAUACCUCUCUCAAAGGCCUGGAAUAUUAGUCAACAGGAAGCCCGAACUGGACAAAUGGCCUACCUUGUUACUUACUCUAUUGGGUGUGAGCUUUGGGCUCCGUGGAGUGAGGAGUUUGGUCGCUGGCCCAUCCUCCAGCUCUCAAUGUUCCUGAUUAACAUCUGGCAACUCCCUGCUGCAUUGGCUCCUAAUUGGGGCUCCAUCGUUGUUGCACGUGCCCUGGGUGGAAUCUCCACUGCCGGUGGUAGUGUCACUUUGGGUUUGAUUGCCGACCUUUACGAGCCCGAUGAGCAGCAAUUCCCGCUGGCAUUUAUUGUCUUCUCCUCUUGUAUCGGAACAAGUAUUGGUGGUGUUAUUGGUGGUCCGAUCGAACGCUUCCUCGAUUGGCAGUGGUUCUUCUGGAUCCAGCUCAUCUUCGGAGCCGUCACUCAAGCGAUCAUCUUCUUCAUGCCCGAAAGUCGUUCGACAAUCCUUAUCGACAGAGAAGCAAAGCGUCGCCGCAAGACCGGAGAAGACCCGAACGUGUACGGACCCAACGAACUCAAAAAGCCUCGCGUCUCCCUCAAGGAAGCCGGCAAGAUUUGGAUUCGACCCUUUCAUAUGCUUUUGCGCGAGCCCAUCGUGUUGUGCCUGUCUCUUCUCUCUGGGUUCUCCGAUGCGCUCAUAUUCACCUUCCUGGAGAGCUUCAGUAUAGUCUACGAGCAAGGAUGGGGCUUCGGGGUCUUGGCUUGUGCUUGGGCCGUUAUCCCAAUCAACCUCGCUUACCUUCUGACCUACAUCUCCUACUUCCCUUGGUUCGCGAGAGACGAACACCUCCGAAAGAAGCACGGCGACGAGGCAAUCCCACCCGAGCGUCGUCUCAAGUGGCUCCUCUGGCUGGCACCCUUCGAGCCGAUCGGACUAUUCGGUUUUGCCUGGACAUCUUUCGGCCAAGCGCGCGGUAUUCCAUGGAUUGCAUCAAUGAUCUUCUCCACCAUGGUCGGAAUCGCAAACUAUGCUAUCUAUCUCUCGUCUGUGGACUACAUGAUCGCAUCAUAUGGUGUAUACUCAGCUUCCGCUUGCGGUGGUAAUGCCUUCGCUCGUGACCUGCUGGCCGGUAUCUCGGCAAUGUACGCCACGCCGAUGUACAACAAUAUUGGCAGCAAAUGGCAUGUUCAAUAUGCCAGUACGAUCUUAGGCUGUCUAUCUUGUCUCGUUGUGGCCCCUAUCUAUCUAUUCUACUGGAAGGGUCCGCAAAUUCGAGAAAGGAGUAAAUUUGCCAAGUCUCUUGCUGCCGAUCGAAAGGAAAAUGGUGGCCGACGAGUCAGCAGACCUUCGUUUGAGCCUUGA
This is a messenger RNA of Penicillium pulvis, 1626 nucleotides long. RefSeq lists its product as uncharacterized. NCBI's taxonomy places the organism in Eukaryota, Fungi, Ascomycota, Eurotiomycetes, Eurotiales, Aspergillaceae. Gene Ontology annotation, biological process: transmembrane transport. Gene Ontology annotation, molecular function: transmembrane transporter activity. The coding region runs from base 1 to 1626 and encodes 541 amino acids. The transcript has 2 exons. The record is from RefSeq and is a predicted model, not a curated record.